AUGGCGAGGACUGGCUCAGCGUGGCCCAAAGCCCAGCUGUUAUACAGAUGUUCUGUCAAUCUGCAAGCCACCAGGAGGUUUUCAGAGAGUAGCGACAAAGGCUGGUUCCGUUCCUUAUUUGUGCACAAAGUCGAUGCCAGGAAAGAUGCCCACUCCAACCUGCUGUCAAAGAAAGAGACCAGCAACCUGUAUAAAAUUCAAUUUCACAACGUCAAACCGGAGUGCCUGGAAGCAUACAACAGUCUGGAGGCCGAGGUGCAAAACAAGCUCCAUCGUGACCAGGACUAUCCGUGUGAGGUUGUAGGAAGCUGGAAUACCUGGUAUGGAGAACAGGAUCAAGCAGUGCAUCUAUGGCGAUACAGUGGAGGUUACCCUGCCUUGACUGAAUGUCUGCAAAAGCUGAACAAUAACAAGGAAUAUUUAGAGUUUCGAAAAGAGAGGGCAAAGAUGUUGAUUUCAAGGCGGAAUCAGCUUCUCCUGGAGUUCAGUUUCUGGAAUGAACCUCUACCCAGACCAGGUCCAAGCAUCUAUGAAAUGCGCACCUAUCACCUCAAGCCAGGAACCAUGAUCGAAUGGGGUAAUCACUGGGCGAGGGCAAUCAAGUACAGACAGGAAAACAAUGAGCCGGUGGGCGGAUUCUUCUCACAGAUUGGUGACCUUUAUGUUGUUCAUCACUUGUGGGCUUAUAAAAGUCUCCAGUCCCGAGAUGAAACAAGGAACUCUGCAUGGAUGAAGGAGGGAUGGGCUGUAAAUGUGUAUGAUACAGUGCCUUUGAUCAGAAGCAUGGAGUCUAGGAUAAUGAUUCCCACCAAGAGUUCACCAUUACAAUGAGGAGAUGACUGAAAAUGCGAACAUCCCGGUGACCCCGACUCAUUCACCUUACUGCCAGCGAAACGAGGAAUGAAGCUUGGUCUUACUGAUUGUAGAUUUUUUGUAUCUGCUGGAUGAUCUGUACCACCAAGUAUGUAAACAAAAACAUUCAGAUUCUAUAUUUGCAUCGCAGCCAGCCAGUCAGUCAUAGGUCAAAUAUGUGAGGGGGGAAAAAAAAGGAGUAACAAAGUGAGACAGUGGAAUGUAAAAUGAUACGUUGAUGAUAUGCCAAAUGUACAUUAUGAUUUUGGAAUAGCAAGGUGCAGUGUGUUUCAUUCUUAUGGUAAUGAAAUGGUUAUGGUAUUUUUUUUUCCCACAGUGAAUAGUAGGGAUGGUUUUAUGAUUGUACUUUUAUGCCUGGAAAUGAAUCACACUGAAGGUGAUCACAUUUGUGACUGUGAAACAA
Messenger RNA from Scomber japonicus (chub mackerel), 1276 nucleotides. It is a transcript of the gene nipsnap1, whose product is annotated as nipsnap homolog 1 (C. elegans). The transcript has 10 exons. The record is from RefSeq and is a predicted model, not a curated record. NCBI's taxonomy places the organism in Eukaryota, Metazoa, Chordata, Actinopteri, Scombriformes, Scombridae. The coding region runs from base 1 to 831 and encodes 276 amino acids. Gene Ontology annotation, cellular component: mitochondrion.